Molecule: messenger RNA, 3542 nt
Organism: Anopheles moucheti
Lineage: Eukaryota; Metazoa; Arthropoda; Insecta; Diptera; Culicidae
Product: solute carrier family 35 member F4
Exons: 10
Coding region: 336-2414 (692 amino acids)
Source: RefSeq, a predicted model, not a curated record
GUCUGAUAGCAGAGGCUGAUAACUUGCGUUACAAAACGGAAGCAAUUGUGCGUCUAAUUCAGUGAUGGUGAUCAAUACCGUUAUCUACAUUCAUUAGGUCAGUGUGUUGUGUUCUGAAGGUUGUGCCACACAUAAAACAGUGUUUAUUGUAAUGAAAGAAAGCUAGAGAUGACUGUUUAAAUUCGAAUGAACAUCGCAGCAUUAAGGUCUAAUGCACCGUAUCAGCGUGAAUGUGAAAUGGAGCACCAAUGAAAUCAACUUAUUGCGCCUAAAAUGUUAAACUUUAGUAUCGAGACGUCACGUAAGGUUAAGUCGAGCUACAAGGGACAGCGGACAUGGUAGAGAACGCCAUGACACGGGACAGCGAAAUACCGGCCAUCUUCAACCCGAAACGCGUUCGUGCUCCGUCUGUUGUGGUGACAGGAGACUCCCCAAAUGGACCCUUUGGAGGUUUCACGAACAACGUGCCACAGAUUACACACUCGGAUUCGGUGACCUCGAGCCAACACGAUGGUCAGGACAGUCUGAUCGGCAUCACGGUGACCGGCGGAAUGCACGGCGGCUGUGAUACACCGACCUCACAGCCACAUGCACUCCUCGGUGGCGGCGGCGGUCUGGGAGCGGGCAUCGGUGGUGGCCCUGGCUCAGCGAAUCCGGCACCCUCGAGUCCUCCCUCCACCUCGCGGCUAAAGGCCUGUCGGGCUUCGUGCUGCUCGGAGUUGGCGCAGAAGAUGUACUUCGGCGUGUGCGUAACAGUGCUCGUGACGGCCUCGUGGGUCGGUGCAACACACUGCAUCAAGUUCCUGUACCUGCGCCGAAAUACCUACGCUUCCACAUUACCUCCGCACCUGACCGCGUUCAUUACCGACGGAACGACUGACACGGUACCGGGUGGUGCGGCACCAGACCAAAACUCCACCUCCGCCAUGAUAGUGCACGGGUUCGGACCAACCUCGUCGUUUCUGCCCUCGACGGCCAAACCGAUCGUUACAUCCGAUCGGAUCACACCCCCGGUAACGGCGCACGUCUUCAACGCGCCCUUCUUUGCCUCGUGGUUCUGCACCAACUUCGCAAUACUCUUCUUCCCGAUCUACAUUCUAGGACGGGUUGCGAUUAAAAAGUGCGAUGGAACCGGCGAAGUGUUAGGCGAAAUUCUGCGAGGCUUCCGUGACCGCGGUUUCACCAUAGGGCGCUUCCUGAACCGCUGUCUCACGUUCUGCAUCCUGUGGCUGCUCACCACGUAUCUGUACGCACUCUCGCUCAAGGCGCUGCUGGCCACCGACGUUAUGGCACUGUUCGCGACAAACGUCGCCUGCGUGUACUUGCUGGCCUGGGUGAUACUUCAGGAACAGUUCGUCGGUGUGCGGAUUGUCGCUGUGAUACUUUGUGAUACGGGUAUUGCGCUGCUAGCCUACAUGGACGGAAUUACGGGUAGCCCGACGCUGGGCGGAGUGGUCUUGGCAGCCCUGGCCGCCGCGGGAUAUGCCGUCUUCAAAGUAAUGUUUCGCAAGGUGAUGGGCGAUCCACCCGUCGGUCAGAUUGCGUUCACCUUCUCGAUUAUCGGCUUUCUGAACGCGGCUAUCUUGUGGCCCGUCUGCAUAGCGCUCUACUUUACCGGCGCCGAAAUUAUGCCCUGGGAAACCCUUCCCUGGGUGGUCCUGUUGAUGGCCAGUGUGUUACUGCUAGUAUUUCACAUCCUUACGCAGUUCAGCAGUGCCGUUACGUACAACAUGUUUGUCACCCUGGGACUCAUAACGGCUGUACCCGUCUCGGCUGCACUCGACAUUGUGCUGUACGGGGCUCACUUCGCCGGUAUGAAGCUGGCCGGUAUCAUAUUGAUAGCAGUCGGUUUCUUCCUCGUAAUGUUUCCGGACAAUUGGCCCGAUUACAUCACCCGUUUGCUGCGAAAAACUGGUCGCGCAUUACUAAGAAACCAAUGUUGUUGUGAUACUGCUGAUAAUGAUUACGAAAAUUCGAAAUAUCAUCUUGUUGGGUCACAACGCGAGAUGGGGUCGUCAUCCUCGAAGCGGAACUCCAUCGCAGCAUCGCGACGUCAUCGACUAUCGGACGGGCUACAUUCGAUCGCAUCUUCGCUCUCCCUCUGGCCGGGUGAGAUGACCGAUCUGCAGCAGCAGCAACAACAGCACCAAUUGCACCAUCAGCAGAGUCUGCAACACUUUCAGCACAUUCUGCGCAACGACAGUAGCAGCGAUUUCGUUGGUCUAAACCCGCACGCAAAACUGCGACACUAUUCGCUCACGGAAAUGACCACAAACUUCAUGCGCAAGCCAGGAUCAAUCAGACUUAGCCCAGGGCUGGGUACCGGCAGUGGACCCAACUCACUGUCGGCCACAUCCAGUCAUCGCUAUCCAUCGAUGAACGGACGUAGCAGCUCUUACGGCUCGUUGGAGUAACGAUCUCGCAAACAAUGCGAUACUUCAGCAAACGGUUUUAGGACAAUCUUCAAGCAAGCUGCGAUACACAAUAUUUCUAAGUUUCGUGCACUUAGAAGUAGCAAGCUUCGUUAAACAUAGGACAGGUGUUUUUGACUUAUACCAAUUGGUUAGCUUUCGGGACCGUACUCAUGAAUUAUUCGUCACUAGUGUUAUGAUUCAUUUAGACUUUAAAGUUAAAUGGAUUGCAAUUACAAAAAAAAACAUAACAUUCACAGUAAUCAUAGAAUUCGUUCCGUUCAGAGCAAUGCCCGCAACGAUCCAGGCACAGCGAUACACAGCAAACAUGUUGGUGGUUUUCAAAUGUCUGAUAACAGCUGACCCUAGAUAAUAGUGUAGCAUUCUAUCAAGUACUACACAAAAGUCACGGCAAAAACGUAUCGCAACGGUUUUUCGAUGCAAUAAGAACACAUUCACUCAAACGUGCACAUAUUCUUUAAAAUAAUGUACAGAGUUCAUUGCUAAUUUCAACGUAACAUAUAAAGGAGCAAAAAGAAUAGGAGAUGACCGAUACUCAUUUGAUAUUAGUAUGCUAAUAUGAAGGAUACUUCUCCUACUCCAGGAACAUAUACUAAUAGUCUCGAAAUCUAGGAUAGUUGGUACCCGUUUUUACAGCAUCUGUUUGUAGCUUACCCGUUUCUAAAACAACCCCUAUUCGGAAUUGAUGUUCCCGGUGAUAGAGAAAAAAAUUGUUAAUAGUUCACCUAGAUUAAGACCCAGCUGACUUUCGUUCCGGUGUUAAGUCGAUUUUAUCUCACGAAAGGUUAGAAUCAAUGUUAACGAACAACAAGUGUUUUGUGCUAGCUACAUAUUUCUGGUUGGAAUUCGUUGUGAGUGUAACGUUUUCAGCAUACCAACUGACUCUAGGAAGGAGAAAACAUGGCAAUCGAAUAAUAGGUUAAGGUGCAGUUGAUUCCAUCGAAGUUAUCACAUUAUUGACCAUUCCAAACGUAUUUACAAAAAAUCGAGCAUACACAACGAAUCCAUUCCUGUAAAACGCAGUUCAAAUCGUGCACAUUAAUGCAAUGAUAAGAUAGUUGGAAAACUUUUGAAACCCUGAAAAUCUAAUAUCAGUAAAAAGGUUGCAAU